Trichoplusia ni (cabbage looper) is the source of this 11312-nucleotide messenger RNA. RefSeq lists its product as uncharacterized. Bases 663 to 4829 code for a protein of 1388 amino acids. Gene Ontology annotation, biological process: positive regulation of transcription by RNA polymerase II; cellular response to hormone stimulus. The transcript has 19 exons. Gene Ontology annotation, cellular component: nucleus. Gene Ontology annotation, molecular function: protein dimerization activity; nuclear receptor binding. NCBI's taxonomy places the organism in Eukaryota, Metazoa, Arthropoda, Insecta, Lepidoptera, Noctuidae. The record is from RefSeq and is a predicted model, not a curated record.
UAAUGAAAAAUAGCAAACAAUUUUUUGUAUGUAUUAUUUAUACGUUGUUCUAAAUCGUACAUUCUCGGUUGUAUUCGGCGAACUUGGCGCGGUCGUGUCGAUGAGCGAGAUCGCAGUAGAGUGAGUCUCGCAAAGAGUAGCGUUAGUGUGACCAUAAUAGCGAUACUGUUCAGUCCGUCAGUCCACCUUCUCACGCUCUUAGCCAUCGCUGUCGUCGUCACCGUCGACGAUCUGCGUCGUGUCGCGCCGCGCCGCCCGUCGUGUUGAUAAUUUGUAAAGCGGCGAACGAAAAGGAUGUGUGUAUAUCUACGUCUCGCCUUUCAGUUGACUUUCAUCGUCGUUUUGUAGCGAACGUUUCGCACGGAUAUCGAUAGGAAAUUGCACUAUCACUACGUAAUAAAGUUAUUGCAUGAUAUAGUCGACAAAUAUUAAAAAUUGCUGAUACGUUAUUCAUUUUUUUGCAGUUUCAGUUUAUUUGUGUAGCUGUCGAAUUAAAAGUGUGGAUUUAGAUACGUUAGUAGUAUUAAAAAAUAGCGUCGCAGCGGUCGUGGCGCAAUGCAGUGUAUGUUUGGAUGCGGAUACGUAUUGUGCUGUUUAAAACUGAUCCAGGGAAACAUACGUUUCUUAAAUAGUGGCAGUGAACGUUUAAGUGUAUUCUAGCCAUGCUGCCUAUGGUACAAACAGAACCAGUGCUUUUCAAUUGCGGGGUCCACUCAGUCAAUGUGGCUGCGUCUCCUCCGGCCACAUUGCCACCCUCGCUUACACCGGAUUCGGAUGUGGAUGAACUAGUUGAUAUAUUCUUCGAUGUUGAUGUUGCUGUCAACACCUUGCCCAGAAUUGAAUCCUGUGACCUCCAACUGGGAGACACAUGGAGGGGGAUGCAAGGCAAGAUGAGCGUGACAGCGCCGGUUAAGAAGAUAAGAAAAAAGUCAGACAAUAAGCCACAAUCACAACUAAAUAAGUGUAUCACCGAGAAGAAGCGACGGGAACUCGAAAACGAAACCAUAAAUCAACUUGAAGAGCUCUUAGGUACCUGUCUCGCUGAAGUCAAGCAACCGGAUAAGAACGGAAUAGUUCGCGAGGCCACCCGGCAGAUCCAGGAGGUGCUGCGGCGCCGGCGGGAGUGCCCCGAGGAGUGUCCGCUGCGCGUCGCGCAGUGCCUGUCGCCCGUGCAGGCCGGCGAGGUCAGCUCCACGCAGCCGUCCUGCGCUGGCUUACAGUACUCCGAGCUCACCUCGCUCAUAGAGGCUCUCAAGCAUUACACCGGCACCCUCGGUUGGGUUUUAUUGGAAAUAAACUCAAAGGCUGAAAUUGAAUGUAUAACCGAAAAUAUUAAAGAGCUCACUCUGCAGGACAGAACUGAGCUGUAUAAGAAAUCAAUUUUCUCCCUUUUGCAUGUCAAAGAUCAUGCAAAAUUGAGACCAUUGUUAAGAAAUAUACAAACUUUUAACUGGGGUGCGGGAGAAAUCGACAAAUUCCAAGCUAUACAAGCUCGUCUCCUUAUCAAAAAUUCCAAUGGGACUGACAGUGUUGGGUACGCCGAGUGCGUGAUCCACGCUGCGCCCGUGCGCGGCUCGUCGUCGGAGGAGGCCGGCUCCGUCAUGUGCGUCAUCCGGCGCUGCGAGGACGCGUCGGCCGCACUUCUCCCCGGCGACGGCGGCCCGCCCGCCAUCACCGCCAAACAGUCCGAUCAUAUCGUCUUCAGAUUGGAUUGCAACUUCAUUAUUUUAUUUUGUGAUUUAAGUGGAGUGGAAAACUUAAUAAACACUGCUAUACCUCUCGUGGGUAGUCGUUAUUUGGACCUUGUUGAGAAUAGUGAUCGUGUUCGUGUUACUGCACACUUGCAAGAAGCUGUGUGUCUUCCCGCACCACCCGCGAUUAGCGAACCUUUUCGGUUACGCAUUACUCCAGACAGUCCUAGCUUUAGAGUUAUAGCUCGAUCUCGUCUUUUUCGAGCAAAGCCUUCAUCGGGAGAGCCUGAUUUUAUAAUGUCUACGCACACUGUUCUCGGUGACGAAGAUAUGGAUCUUCUAGAAGCGGACGGACCUCGUCCUCCUGUUGGUGGGCCGCUAAUGGCAUCUGUUGGAAAUGGGGAAUCUUCGAAUUGUGAACCCAGAUAUCGUUCUCCUAUAAGUCCCAAUGAAGGCCAGUUUCUUAAUGAUUUUGACCUAGAACCAUGGUCCUUGCUGGGUGACAUGUCGAGCGAAGAGUCUAAAGACCGAAAAGACAGUGUCGAAGGACCUUCGCAACCCUUAACCCCACGUGCAACACCGACUCCGGGUGAAGGUCCGCCUUCUAAUCAGCCCGCAGAAGAACCGAAUAGGCUUCGGACACUUCUUAGUAAGAAGCAAACAGGUAACGAUAGCGGGGUUAAUUCAAACAAUCGGAUCUUGAAAGAUUUGCUAAAGCAAGAAGACGAGGAGGCUACGGGUAGCGAAACGUCCGCGCCGCAUACGCCUCACACUCCGCAUACGCCGCUGACUCCGCACACGCCGCACACGCCCAGCGCCGCGCUGUCGCCGCUGCACACGGCGCAGGCGCACGCGCGCCCGCCGCCGCACCCGCCGCACGCGCCGCACGCGCCGCACCAGCCGCACCAGCCGCACGCGCAACACCAGCAGCACCCGCAGCACCCGCAGCACCAGCCGCAUCAGCAACACCAGCCGCACGGCUCGCACAUGCCUAACGCGACGCACUCCAUGCAGCAGGGGCAGCAUCAUAAUAAUUCUGAUGUCUUAUUAAGGAUACUAAAUGAAAAAACAGACGAGGAUGCGGAGGAAAACAGGAGAAAUUCCGCAGAUGGAACCAGAGGAGUGUCACAACCUAGUGCUCUGCUUUCACAGCUGCUCUCUAGUAGUAAUGGGCCGGCAGGCAACGGACGACCUCACGACAGCAGUGAAAACUAUCUAGAGAGAAUGGCCGCAGUAAAACGAAAGUUCGAUGAUGCUAAAGGAAUGUCCAGUAGUUCAAAGAGGGCUACGCCUGAAAACCAGCAGGUUACUUCGAGUGCCCUUCCUGCGGCAUCGUCUACCGCUUCUUCGACGGCCACGAGCCCGGCAACCAGCAGUAGUCUGGGACAGAGCCUUUUAUGCCAAAAGAACCAAAUUCUGGUAUCGUUACUGGCGCGGCAGCAGACGACGCCGACGACGCCGCUGCCGCUGCCCAACCCUAACCUGCGCGCGUACGGGCCCACGGCCAGGCCGCGCCCGCCGCAGCCGCCGCAGCUGCCGCAACAGCCGCAGCAACCGCCGCAGCGACACCACGUCUCGACGCUUUCCAAUAUACUCACCGGCACGAACCAUCGAACCAGCAUGAACGGCGGUGGUAACGGCGGCGGCGGCGCGGGCGGCGCGGAGUGCCCCGUGAGCAUGGCGGGCUCCAGCCACCUGCAGAUGGUGCUGCAGAGCGGCGAGCUGGCCGGCGGCGCGCUGGCGGGCGGCGCGCGCGCCUACCCCGCGCCCGCGCCCGCCGCGCUGCACUACGGGACCACCGCCCCGCACCUCGCCUACAACAACCAGCCCCCCAGUGGCAGUACUAGAGCCCAGAGUGGAGGCGGUGGAGGAGGAGACAGUGAAGUUCCUAGCGACCAGACAUUGUCCGAUCUCUUAGAUGAGGUGAUCGAGAACAUGCCCGACGCUGACCGAUCGGCAGCCGACGUUAAUGUUCGGCAACGACAAGGAAUGAAGGAGAAGAACGCCAUGAUCAACGCCAUCCGGCAGAGCCUGAUGCAGUGUGAAACGGUAGGCAAGGCGGCCGGCGGGUCGAGCCCGGGCGGCGGGGCGGGCGCGGCGGGCGCGGCGGGCGGCGCGGGCGGCGCGUACGCGGGCAGCCCGGCGCGCGCCGCGUCCCCCGAGCCGCGCGAGCGCUGGCGCGCGCUGCAGGCGGGCGCCGCGCUGUACGCCGACCCGGCGCGGGCGCGCGCGCUCGUCGAGCAGCAGCGAGCGCGACUGCUCGAGCUGCAGCGCACGCAGCAGAUGCUCGUGUCGCCAGAGGCUACUGAGCAACCACAGGCUGAUUUGGGCUCCACCAUCAACGCCUUGGUUUCAGCGACUCCGCCUAACGUGACUUUAACACGUACGGACUAUCAACAUCAAAUAUAUCACCAAAACAGUCAAAUGGGUCCACAUUAUGGUACCAAUAAAAUAACGACAUCGCAACAGAAUCCAAUGUUGAGUCGACAGCUCAGUGUGGCUGGAUCAGGCGGGUAUUCUCGCGGCGGCGGUGCGGGCGGGCACUCGGCGGCCGCGCUGCACACGCCCAUGACGCCGGCGCCGCCGCCCUCCACGCCGCAGCCCUACCACCGCGCGCCGCGCCCGCAUCUAGUGGGAGGCUACUACGAGGAAGGCGGCGCGGGCGCGGCCGGUUACUGCGGCGACUACGCGCGCUGCACGCCGCUGGCGCCGCACGUGCCGCACGCGCAGCACGCGCCGCACGCGUCCCACGCGCCGCACGCGCCUCACCCGCCCCUCGACCAUCAGCACGCAUGCGCGGGCAGCGGCGCGGGCGCGGCCGGCACCUCCGAGUACGUGCGCAACGAGCUGCGCGCGGUCGUGGGCGCGCGCUCCGCCCGCCCCGACCUGCACCCGCUGCAGCCGCCCGACAUGGACUCGCUCAUGAGCUUCGACAUGACCCCACCCGGUGGCGGCAGUGUGGUGGGGGGCCGAGCGUCCUCGGCGUCGACAAAUUCGUGGGAAUCGCAACAGAGCACCCCGAGUACUACGGAGGCGGGCUCGGCGGAGGCGGCGGCGGGCGGUGAUGAGGCGCGCGCGGCGGCGGGCGCGGGGCAGGAGGCGAAGGCGUCGCUGCUGCAGAAGCUGCUGUCGCAGUAGCUGGCCUGCCCGCGCCUCUCUCUCGCUGAACUUUGCAUUUAUUAAUUUCUCGCUUCAUCGGAUGGACGUUUACCGAAGAUUCUUAGAUUCCAGCGUAACGAACGUCGUCGUUCCGAGUUACGAUCUACGUGGUACCUCUGCGGCUGUAAAUCUCACUCCCGUGAGAAUAAUAUAGUACAUACGCGUAUUUAUAGACACCUUUAAUGUAGUCUAGUAGUGCUAGUGAUGUUUUCGAGUUGUAUAAAUCGUUUCGUUAAUGACAUAUUACUUCUAAGUUCUUUGAGAAACUAGAUUUUAUAAAUAUGUAUGUAACUAUGCUCUAAUUUUAACGAAAAACGAAUCGAUGCGAAUUUCGUAGCUUCCUGUGAUGGAAAAAAAAUAGUGAUUUAAAAUUAUUUUAUUGAUUCGUACGCCCAGUACACAUACACAAUGUACAAUAGAAAUAUACUGCGUGCAAUAUUGUAUAGAAAUAAACACAUAUUUUGGCGUUGUGAACGUUAUGUAUUAUAGUAUGAAAGUCAGAUGUUACCUGUUAUGACAAAGUAAUUUGUAUUAUAGUAUAUGAUGACGAGACGUCGAGUGAAAUGGUUUCUCUUAUGGAGAAUAUUAUUUUUACGUGUAAAUAAUAUGUUGUUAAAUUAUAGCUGUUGCUUUAUUGUAAAUAUUUUUGUUAAAAUAUUUCAUUGUCUUUCGUGCAUGGUACAAUUUUUUUUUAUUUCAAUCUUAUUAUGUAAUUGAUUAAAUCAUUAUAAAUAUUAUUUGAUGUCUUUUCCAACAUUAUUUACCUCUCCAUUUAUGUUUGCUUAUUUUUUGAAUUUUGUAUACAGCGAUCUAAUUUAUGUUAUAAUCACAAAACUUUUUAUCGACCUGUGAGUAUAGCGUUUUACCUGAUACAAAAUAUGUGUUAAUAUUUUUGAAACUUCCCAAAAUGAUUUUAACUUAUAUUUAUGUAAAUGAUUUUAUAUAUUUUUUUAUUUGUAAUUAUAACAUAAAUAUGUCGUUUCGGAGAAAGAGUAAACCCCCCCUUAUAAAAUUGUUACAUAUAUAUGAAUUCUAUAAAUGGACUAACUUAUCUAUUUGGUGUUUGUACCGUAACACAAUGGCGUAUACUCGUCGUAAAUAAUAAACAAUUUGAAUUGGUAACAAAAUGUGCUAUAAAUAUAUUUUUGACUUAGGAAUAUUUCGCUAUUUCAUCGCACAUUGUGCAUAUUUUGAAUUUAAUAAAUAACAGAAUAUUGAUGAUCUAAAUUAUGCACCAUAGGUAUUGUCAUAACUUAAUGGCUAAAUAUACACGUUUUUGACACGAAUAUAACGAUUUUGAUGUUGCUACGUUUAAUUAUCAAUGUAUUUCCGUGUCUAUUGUCUCAAAUUAAUGAAACUAAUAUUUGAAAAUAAAAUUUAGCAAAAUGUUGAUCUUCAAUUACUUCAAUUAGACUCCACGAUUUUUUUUAAACAAUUCUAAGUACAAGUCAAUGUACCCAAAUUGAAUAUUAAUUAACAAAACUUACUACUAUUGACUCACUCUGUUUCAGACGCUUUUAAUAUUUAUCGUCAUGAUCUAAUCAAAAACGUGUGCGCUGCAAAUAUAUGAAUUGACUCGACAUACAUUUCGUUAUUUGCUAUUGAUAAACUUAUUUACCUAAUGGUAGUUUAAGUUUUGCUCGAACAUCCCACGGUCUUAAUUAUAAACGUUGUUUAUAUUUGAAAUGAUAAAAAGUUCAUUUAUAUAAUUUUAUAGUUAUCUACGAUAAGAAAUGUUGAUGGUUUAAUAAAAAUAAUGUUUAUAAUUAAUGUCAUUUAAAGUAAUGAUCUGUGUGUAAGUUAUAUGUGCGGUGGCCAUGACGUAAAUUUGUCAAUGCGAGAAACAUCAAUGUUGAAUGUCAUUGUUAGAAACUAUUUAUUAAGUUUAGGCACGAAAUUAGCAGUAUUUACAUACUUUGCCAUUUCAGGCAGUAUAAAUGCUAGGAUUUAUAAUUAUUUAAAAACUUGACUAACAAUUGUCUUAAUAUGGUGACGGAAGUAGGUUAGUAUCUGACGUUACAAAUGUACUUAGCUACAAAUAUAACAUAUAAGAUCUUUUGACAUCUUCAGUUGAUAAUAGUCAAAAUAAAAAUAAUGUAAAGCAAAUAUUGCUUGAAAUGGCACGUAAUUUUGACGUUAAAAAUUAAGCAUACUAGAAUUGCACAAUAUUAUCUAAUAAUUAUUAUUGUAUGUAAACUUAAAAGUAUAAUUAUAAUUAAAUGACGAUAAGACCUCUUGAGUGUGGUAUGUAUCCUGAAACGGUCUAAAAUAUUGUCUAACAUAAGUAAACCUCAGGACGGAUAAAUUAAAAAUGCUCCCCUUUAUAUAGUCGGGACCAUACCUAGCCUGAACGUCAGAACAGUGCAAUUUUGAAUUAUAAUGAAGAGUUAAAAAUAAUUGUUUUGUGACAGUUUUCACUAAAGUGAUGAUCUUUGACAAUCGGGUACAUGCUAUCGCCGACCUUUAUGUUUUUAAUCAGGAAUUGUUGCACGUUUACCAUAGAUACCUGUUAGCACUAAUUCUAUGUAGUCGUUAUAAUUUGUUGGCGAGUGGCAACAACUUAAGCGUUAUAAAGUACUUAAAAGAUUUUAGGGGGUUCACUCAAUUUAGAUCAUAAUAUAAGUAAGGUUCCAUAUAUGUUUUAAAUACUUUCCUAUAAAAAUAUUUUUCGAAACACCAACCAUAACAUGUAAGACGUAGAUACGUUAAAGAAGUAAAUUGUGAUGUGCUAUAACUAAAUAAUAAACGUACAAAAUAUGUAUAGAUAACCCAUAAACCAAGUGAAACGAGUAAUCUGUCUAUAAAAUAUAAUGAUAAGAAUAUUUUUAUACCAUUCGAAAUAAAAAAUAGUAAGAAGCGUAGGCCAUUGACCAAUUUAAUUUGUCAUGAUGAUAAAAAUUGAAAACAUGAAUAAAAAGUUGGGCUCAUUUGACGAGGAUACAAAGUGAGAUAACCAAGCUUUACGUAAUCUGAUGACCAUGAUAACAUAAUUCAUUCCACACGAUGGUUACAGAGAGGCGAUUCUGUGUUAGUUGGUAAAUUUCAAAUAAAGUACAAGUGAGGGCCUUGAAACAUGGAAAUUUAAGGAAAUAGGCAAGGAAGUAGUCGUUUCUAAAUACAUUCAUAAUGCAUAAAUAUAUGGUAACAAAAUUUAUUUACUCGUAACUGGUCGCUAGAUGGAACAGCAUAUAAUGCCGUCACUUAGUUUACGACGUCUCGAUGAGAAUGAAUGUACACAAAUGUUAUAUUUUUUGCAGAUUUACGGUAACAUAACUAGUUUAUGUAAUCAAAACUAUAUUAUAACGUUCGAGAACACGUCCAUUGCAUGAUUAAACCGACUUUUCCGUUAUGUAAAUAAUGAUGUCAUGCCGUAAUAAAGCAUAGGUGCCUGAAAAUCAUAGAUAAAAGAGUAUUUUUUCAAUGCCAUCUUUUAAAAAUAGAAUAAAGCGAUUCUUGAUAAUAUUGAAAUAGAUUUUAGAAAUAAUAUGUCGACUAAAGUCAUAAGUCUGCAACUACAUAUAAAAUAAGAACUAAUAAAAUAUUCAUAAAAACUCCAGCCUCAUAUUUACCUAAAUCAACAACAUUGUAUAUAAGAUACAUAUUAGAAUGAAAUGUUUUUAUAUACUGUAAAUCAGGUACUGUCACAUGUAAACAAGUUAUUUACAUACACAGGAAUAAUGAUUUAUCUGCAGGUUUAUUAAUUACAUAUAAAGCUUCAGAUUUCAAUUUUGAAAAGUAACUGAAUAGUCCUACAAGCCAAAAUACGUUUUACAUGUGACUGUAUUUUUAUAAAUUGACCCAUAGGUCAUAGAUUAAACCUAUACCUAUGCUUUGUAUGCCCUACAUUAUAAAUUCAUGUCUACUUUAAUAUGUAGUUACGGUUAAAUUUAAUUGGUUCAUUUAGUCUUCCACAAUGUGUAGUAUGAAAUCUGGAGUGACUUAAAAUUUUAAUUUAUCCUUUUUGGUUUUAAUGUAUGAAUUUAAAGCGUGUGUUAGCACAAUGAAAAAUAUGUUUUGCCUUUUGACUUGCGAAAUGGAAUUCUUAACCGGUAGUAAUUCGUUGAAUAUGACUAACCAUGAUGCCUUUAAUAAGCUAGCUACAGUCUGAGAUCUAGAGUGCAUUAAAAUAUUAAGAUAUAACAAAACUGUAAUUGAAAUACAAUACUAUAGGAGAAAUACAUACAUACUUACCUUCCGUUUACUUAAGAUGGUCUAAUGCCUCUAAUAAGUUUCUACUCUUUUCAAUCCUAGUUACAGAAUACUAUUUCUGUCUUCUAUAAUUAGAAGCACAUUAAUACACAUUACGUUUUUCCCAAAAUUAUGAAGUCAGCACCUAACAACCGUUGCCCGAUGAUAGGAAUUUUAUCGUGUACAACGAUUAUAAUUAUAUAAACGUGUGCGUUUGUAUUCAUCGUAUUGAAGCUCAAUAGUAUUAAAAUAAAUUACCUAUUACUUCCAUCUUCUAAAUUAUUAAAGUUUAGGCACUAAAGUCGAUAUUUUGUAACAACCAGAUAGACGUGCUCAAAGUUACGACUGCGCUGCGCCGUAUUUAUAAUCAUCAACGAAAAUAAGUAUUCCUAUAAUAUAAAAAUAAUAUUUUGAUAACGGGAAACUAAAAUUUUAAAGUGGGCUUUAUAAAUCAAUAUUACAUGAGUAGACUUCGUCUAGUUAUAUACUGAUAUUCGUCUUGGUGAAAGGAAUUACCUCAUUUAAGAAUCAAUUGGAACUUUGUAGUUCAUAACAAAAUUGUACAAACUGCUACUGUUUAAAACAAACGUUGACGAAGGAUAACAUUUGAAAAAUCAAGUGUGUGCUGAUAUACUUAUAAGUAUUUUUUUCUUAUUACUUAGAAUAUAUUUGAUUUGCGAAUUGGGAGACCCGAUUCUAAUAUUAUUUAAAAUAUAUGGAAUUUUCGAAAUUAAUGGUUAUUACGAACAUAUUGUAAGAGCAUGGUAGAUUUUACAUUAAAUGAUUACACAUUUCUGGAGAAAUCGGUAUAUAUUUAAAUGUUACAUAUGAUUUGGAAUUCUAUGUAUGAAGAUUGGAAUUACUAUUUCAUUUUGUAUUUAAGAUAUUACGACCCAUUGUCUCAGAGUAAAUUUAAUUAAUUAAAAUAUAAUUAAUUGGGUCCAAAAUUCCAUCCAAUCUUGCAGAAUAAAUUCAAUUGGACUGCAUUAACAAAUGUGAUAUAUCGAUGUGUAAUAGAAAUAUUUUUUUAUCAUUCAUAUAAAAUUACUCUGCGGCAAGGGCCUAUGGAUCACUAUCACUGUGCACUUAUUUAAUCAGAAACAUAGACGGGUACGGGAGUCUUUGUUUCUAAUGGAAAACAUAAUUAGUUUAACAAGACUUGUUUUCAGAUUAUGUUACACGAUAAAUCAAUUUAUUUUAUAGUUAUUGUUUAUUAUCCUGAUAUUAAGAAAGGGUUUUCUAAAAUUCCUCUAAUUAGAGGUAAGAUUGUGUGAUAAAAUAUUUAUUAUAGAAGGAUGACAGUCGCUAACACAAUGAGGCAUUCUCGUACGCCGCCGAUUUUAUUUUUUGUAUAAAAUCAUGCCUUUUGUCUUGGCCUGUCGUCUGCGUACAAGGGUAUUUUUAUAUUGUGAAUAUUACUUAGGUUUAAUAUUCUGUUAUAUUGCUAUAACUAAACUAAUUAUGUUUUCCUAAACCAUUGCAAAGUGAUAUUAGAUUUGGUCGCUCACAGAAUUGAUGUUUAAGAAUGUGUUUUACUACUUGACAGAGCUGUGUUUCCAUUGUAGAGAUAAGCAAAGGCAGGUGUCCUUAGUCAUAAAUCUCAACAAAUAUCAAUUACUUUUUUAAGACAAGCUGGUUACAUAAAAUACUUUUUCGAUAAAAAUAUUAGACUCCUAGUCCUUGUUUCUACAAUUAUCUUUUUUGUGAGUGGCCGUUAAGUCUGUGUUAUUUAGUUCUUCAAAUGUUAAUUAAGGCCUUUUGUGUUUCUGUGCAUUUCUACGCAUUGUAUGUAUGUAUGUUUAAAUAUUGUAAAUAGCUAAAAUACAUAUAUUUUUACGAUUAGCAUACACAACCAAAGUUGUUAUGAAGUGAUGGUUGAUUAAAUAAGAAAUUUAAUUAUAGGUCGUUAUGUUUAUUUAAGAAGAGAUUCAAAUUAAUCUGUACAGUUGCAAUGCCAGUACAUCCAAUGUCUUGUCUUAGCAAUGUUAACAACAUCCCCGAUUUAAGUAAAAAUAUCUUCAACAACCAAAUGUAUAAAAGAAUAAAUAAGCAAACAAUGAAAAGGAGUAAGACAUUCUCCUUUUGUUCCUAAUAGCUUGCUACGGGUGAUUGCCACUUGGUAACAGUCAAUUAAGAAAACAUACACGACAAGUACUAAUACCUUGAAAAUGUAAUAUUUUAUUCAUUGAUGAAAUCAGGCGUUAUGAGUACAUAACAUUUAAGUUGUAUUUUUUUGUACAUUAUAGAUUCGAAAAUAUAUUAAUAUCUAAAUAA